AUGGACAAAAACGCGCCAAAAAUUGCCAUCCUCGGCGCUGGAGUUAUCGGUUUGACAGUUUCCAAAAUAUUACAAGAUGAACUUAGAAAUGCCGAUAUUACAAUUAUUUCGGACGAAUUUCGAGAGAACACAGUCAGUGACAUUGCUGCAGGGAUCUUCCGACCUGGCCUUAGCUUUCGGGGCCCCACGCAAGAGAUCACGAAACGUUGGAUCGAUAAGUCUUGGUACUUCUGGCAGGACAUACUCAAAACUCGGGAGGCUGAAGAAGCUGGUGUUUUAUCUGUCGGUUGCUAUAUAUUCUCCAAAGAAAACUAUCACGUUACAAGAAAUAGAUUGAUUGAGGACAUAGUGCCAAUUUACCGGGCAGUCGACAAGGACGAGUUGAAGAUCGUAAGCGAAGGUUGGAGGUAUGGAUCCUAUUUCACAACUGUAAAAACUGGUUGCGAUCGCUACUUACCCUGGAUGCAGAAAUCAUUUGAGGCUAAAGGCGGUAAAAUCAUUACAGGAAAGGUAGAAAGCUUUUCAUCACUACCUAAGUAUGAUUUAGUAUUCAAUUGCACGGGGAUGGGAGCGAAAUAUUUGUGCAAAGACGACGAUUUGGUUCCAAUUCGUGGGCAAGUCUUUAAGGUAAAGGCUCCAUGGUUGAAGACUGCUUUUUACGGCGAUUACGAUGCGUAUAUAAUUCCGGGACAGGAUGGUAUAGCAACCCUUGGUGGUGUGAGGCAAUAUGAUAGCUAUAACACCCAAGUUUGUAAGUAUGAUGCUGCAGCUAUAAUGGAGAGAUGUGUUGAGCUGUUACCGGCGUUAAAGAAUGUGGAGAUUGUGGGGCAAAGGGUCGGGUUGAGGCCUCAUAGAGUACCUGUGAGGGUGGAAUCAGAGGUGGUUAGUGGGUUGAAAGUAGUUCACUGCUAUGGUCAUGGGGGAUAUGGUGUUAUGUGCGCUCCGGGCACUGCAAUGGACGCCGUAGCGAUUGGGUUAGAUCAAUUGAGAUCUAGUGUCAGAAGUAAAAUUUAA
Messenger RNA from Pieris macdunnoughi, 1014 nucleotides. NCBI's taxonomy places the organism in Eukaryota, Metazoa, Arthropoda, Insecta, Lepidoptera, Pieridae. The record is from the annotation of a GenBank genome assembly.